This is a messenger RNA of Trichomonas vaginalis G3, 966 nucleotides long. RefSeq names its product phosphoprotein phosphatase protein. NCBI's taxonomy places the organism in Eukaryota, Parabasalia, Trichomonadida, Trichomonadidae. The record is from RefSeq and is a predicted model, not a curated record. Gene Ontology annotation, molecular function: protein serine/threonine phosphatase activity. The transcript has a single exon. Gene Ontology annotation, cellular component: cytoplasm; nucleus. Bases 1 to 966 code for a protein of 321 amino acids.
AUGUCGACAACUUUUGACGUUGAUGCGAUGAUCGAAGAGCUCUGGAAGGCGAAAAACAAGCCUUCUGCAAAGAGAAUCCUCAGUAAAAACGAACUCUUAUACCUUUGUUCAGAGUCACUUAAAAUAUUUCAGAAACAGACCAUGCUUUUGGAAUUAAUUCCUCCUCUUACUGUCUGCGGUGAUAUCCACGGACAAUUUAAUGAUUUACUAAGGACAUUCGAAACAGGAGGUUCACCAGAAAUUACAAACUAUUUAUUCCUUGGAGACUACGUUGAUCGUGGAAGCCAAGGAGUCAACGUAAUUGCACUUCUUUUCUGCUACAAAAUUAAAUACCCGAAUAAUUUCUUUUUGCUUCGUGGAAACCACGAAUCUCCACUUGUCAACAAAGAAUACGGCUUCUACGAUGAAUGUAAAACACUCUACGAUGUCUCCGUUUGGAAGACAAUCAAUGAUGUCUUCGCAUGGCUUCCAGUUGCAGCUACAAUCGACAGUCGUAUUUUAUGCGUCCAUGCCGGCAUUUCUCCAGCUCUACAAUCUAUCCAGAAUAUCAAGGCCCUUAAGAGACCCCUUGAGAUCCCAGAUGAAGGUCUUUUAUGCGACUUGGUGUGGUCUGAUCCAGAUCCAAACGUUGAGACGUGGGGACCUAAUGAUAGAGGAACCAGCGUCACGUUCGGCCUUGCUCCUCUUAAGGCUUUGUUAAAGAAGAUGAAUCUCGAUUUGAUAGUACGUGCACAUCAAUCGGUUGAUACAGGUUACGCAUUGCCAUUUGCACCAGAUCGCUCAAUGGUUACAAUCUUUGGAGCACCUAAUUAUAUGGGAGAAUUCAGAAAUCGCGCAGCGCUUUUACAUAUAUCAGAUAAAAUGGUUUGCACGUUUUCAAUUCUCGAGCCGAUAAUUCAACCGGUGUCAAAAUCUCCAACUCGUCGUGCGGCAAAUGACGCAAAGUAUCGCAAUCCGAAAGUGUAA